UUACCGAACUUGGCCAGUGUUUUGGGUCAUUUUUUUCGUGAUUUAAACAUUGAAAUUGUGAAAUAAAUGAUUAAUUAGUGACACUUUCAUAUACAUAUAUAUACAAGAAUGGGGCGGAAUUAAUUAAAUAUUUAUUUUAAUAGUGUAGUGGCUGUGUGUGUGUGUAUAUAUAUAUAGUAUGUAGUUUUGCAAUAGUUUAAAUAUUUUGGUAGGUGGCUAUAUAUCUUUUAAUCAGGAUUUUAUUUUCGAGAUUAACAUUCCAAAAGGAGACCGGAUUUAACCAAUAGUGCUGCAUUUGGAGACAGGAGUCGCAGCUAAAAGAUGGGCUCCAAAAGAGAUCAGAUGACUUUGGAGCAAUGUUUCGAGGCUAUUAAACAGAAACAGACUGCCAUCCAGGAUGUUCCAUUUCCAGACAACCAGCAGGGGAUUCAGCAACAACUGGAUGCUCUACAGGAGAUAACAAAGGACCUGAAACCCCUCAAGAGAAAAGUGGACGAGUUCCGCAAAUCUAAGAAACCAGUUAAAGAAGUACCAGCUUUGGAGACAGAAUAUGCCUUACUUGAGGACCAGGCCCUACAGAAGAAGCGAUGUCUGGAGUCGGUGCUAUACGUUAGCGAGGUGGAAAAUGUAUUUCAGAGUGCCCAGACUGAGUUUGAAGAGCGAGCCCUGUACCUUACAGAGAGGCGAGGCGUGUUUGACAGCAUGUAUCGGCGGGAACACAUGGAGCAGUCCUCGCGCAUGCACAGGGACUGUGUGUACACACUACGACGUUCAUGGGGCUGGCUUGGCACAGUGGCUCGAUGUAUGGAAACACAUUUACAGAACGCUGCUGACUACCAUCAGUUUUUCCAUGAAUCCCAGUAUCUUUGUGAAGAUAUGCAGCUGUAUCUUGCCUGGCUGGAUUCCGAAAACAUGAGAGAGAGAGUGGAAACAUUAGAGCCUUCAACCAUUAUCAAACACAUCAGGGAUGUAACUAACCGCCUACUAGACUACCAAUCCCGAGUUGAGCGUCUGUCAGACCGAAGCCAAGACGUGUAUCCCAUACACCUCAGAAAGGAGGUUGAAGAGUUUGGGAUCAAGGGGAGAGCACUUGUUGACUACCAACAAGCAGAGGUUCACCUACGAGAAGGGGAAGAGUGUGUAAUACUUAACAACUUGGACAGUGAGGUGUGGCAGAUCCGGUGUAAGGACGGGACCGAGACGGAUGUCCCUGGGAUUGUCAUGAUUAUACCCCCACCGGAUAAACAGGCAUACAAUGAGGCUCAGAGGGCGAAGGAUCAGUUACAGGUGAACUGGGAAACAACUAUCCGCCGUCUGCGCACCCAGUUGGCACAGUACCUAACAGCAUCAGCUGAGGACACAACCGUUAAAGAACUCUACAGUGUUUCGACCAAUCAGAAGGCAGAACUUAUGCGUCUAAUGAAUGAGGCUGUCCAGGUCCUUAGGCCCAGCCCUAACCAAGAUGACGUAGAUUAUAGGGACCUUGUUGCCCAGGCAACAAGCUUCCGGAAGAUCUUGAGCCAGGUGAAACCAAGCUCCCGCGACAACCAGAAUGGGACAACACUCACCUGGCAGGCUAAUGGGAAGGCUCUGGUUAUUUAUAAGGAGUUCCUGACCUACGCCAAGACGUACAGACAGACCUUAGCCACAACAAGGGAGAAAGCUGGAGUUCUAAUCUCAGAGAAAACUGGGCCUACGUACUGCUCAAAGGCUUACUUUGAAAUGGCCAUACCAGUGGUAGACAUUGACAUCCACACUAAGCAGACGGCCAUCACCAAGGUGAGAUCUGAGCUCUACAUCCAUGAGCGACGCCCAGGCAAGGCGCCCAUCCCCCCACCCAGACGGAGACAGAAACUGAGACGUGUAGCCUCUGCACUCAGCGGGGAUGCUGCGGCCAUCGCUGGUGUCAUCCAAGAAACAGAAUCGUUCAUUAUUACCGAUGUGCUGGACCCCAAAUCAAAAAAGCAGUUGAGUGUCUUCCAAGCAUUAUCAAAUGGCAUACUAGAUCAAAUUAACGGCACAUAUCGCAACCCUGCCACUGGUGAAGUGAUGUCAAUUCCCGAGGCCAUACAGAAGGGCUUCAUUCUUGCAGACUUUAGAGAGAACUUAGCAAAUGGAGAUGUCGAUGCCCACAAUGGUGGGUUUGCACCUAUGAAAAAUAAGAUGAAAACUGUUAAGUACCCAGUUGAAGGAGUUAUUGACCCGAAGACCGGGGAAUGGGUCGGAGUGAAGGAAGCUAUUACUGCUGGAAUUAUUGACCCAAGAACUGGACUUUAUACCAAUCCAUUGACUGGAGAACAAAUGAGCAUUCUUGAAGCAGUGCAGAAUGGUUAUCUGGUGGCUGAUCCGGCAUUGCUUGAUGAAAUAACUGAAGAAAAUGGAAUGUACACAUGUGUGGAUUUUUCCGAUGUUUCGCAUGAAGUUUUGUCAGUGUUGGACCCAAGCACUGGUGAAGAAUUGAGUUUAAAGAGGGCGAUACAAGAUGGUGUCAUAGAUCCAGCAAACUCACUCUACCGUAACCCACAUACUGGUGAAACAAUGAGUGUUGCCGACGCCAUUAAGAAAGGAUUGAUCAAAGUAAGACCAGUUGACUCGAGCACUCCGAGUGAGAACAUUCUUACAUUCAAGCAACUUCAUAUCAAAAAGCAGAGGUUCAUUCCAGGGAUGGGUGAUAUUUUCGAAGGUGAUGAUAUCGAUGGCCUCCAUAGAGAUCCUAAUAAGAAACUUGCUGAUGCUCUUCGAUCAAAACAUGAUGUGUCUGUGCCUUUAGCCAAAACUGCUGGAAAACGGGAAGUGUCUUUAGAAGAGGCUGUUUCACAAGGCCUUAUUGACUUUGUCAAGAAUGAGUUCUGCCCACCUGGUGGAAGCCCUAUGUCAAUCGAAGAAGCUGUAGAAAAAGGGCUGAUAUCUCCCCAAGCUGCCAAACAAAUCUUGGAUGUGUACAGUGAAAAUUCUAUCGGACAGCUAAUCAAAGAUGGGAAAUUUGACCCUGAUACUGGAUUAGUCACUGACCCGAAUACUGGACACACUAUAUCACUUCAGGGUGCCAUUGCUCAAAGAAUCAUAGACCCAAAUUCUGUAUUCUUGUAUGAUAACCAAGCUGGAAAAGUUGUGUCACUUGCUUCAGCAAUUGAAAGUGGCCUCUUUGAUCCCAAAACUGGAAAGUUUGUCGAUCCAAAUACUGGUGAACAGUUGUCAUUGUCAGAAGCUGUAGCAAGAGGUCUUGUGCAAACCGAUAUUAAUCCUGAUAAGAUUGUUGAUAACAGAGCACUGGUUUCAAAACUUGCUGCUAAGACGGACCUCAGUGUUAAAUGUGUCCAGGGACCAAACGGUGAAUUAAUUUCACUUGAAGAUGCGCUUAAAGCUGGAAUAAUUGAUCUAAAGAAUGGGAAAUAUGUGAACCCCGCCACUGGUGAGAUAAUGUCACUAGCUGAUGCUAUUAAAUCUGGUAAGAUUGAUCCCAGGUUGGUUGUGCCUUUACUUGAAGCACUCGAUGAAAUGUCAAUAAAUGAUGCUGCGGAGAAUGGUGUACUUGAUUUGAAAACUGGAAUGGUUAUAGAUCCUCUUACUGGAGACAACAUGUCGGUAACGGAAGCAGUUGCUAAUGGAGUUUUUGAUCCCAAUAGUGUAAUGCUAGUAGAUAACAAGACCGGAAACAUUGUAAGCCUUGGUGCUUUGAUAGAAUCGGGGCAAUUUGAUCCAAGAUCUGGAAGAUAUAUCGAUCCAGAUACUAAAGAGAAGAUCACGCUUGCCGAAGCCAUCAAACGAGGCCAUAUUGACCCAGAAAUCAACCCAGACCAAUUUGCAGACACGUCAGCAACUCUUCGCGACCUCAUUGAUAGUAACAAGGUGAAUCCAAGAACAACAAACUUUGUAACACCAAAUGGUCAAUCCAUGUCUCUCCGAGACGCAUUAGCCAAUGGUUUCCUCACAAUGACCUCUAAGGUCAAGGUCGACCCCUCAACUGGGGAAGUGACUUUAGCCUCGGAGGAGGAAGAGGUUGUACAAAGCCUGCUGGAGAUUAGGGACCAGUCAGACUGGCUUCAGGAGAUUGAAAGGAGGUUAGCCCAGCAGGGUGCGCCAAGUGAACGUAUGGAAAAAUUGGAGAAACAACGGGAAGACUGUCAUGACCUGAAGCAGAGUAUGGAUGAAAAGGCUGACGAGAUUACAGACUCCAUCAAAGAGGCUGCGACACUCGUGGGGGCCAACAAAGUUGACAGCAAGGAUGAAGGGGCACAACAGCUACAAAAACUCAAAUCCAGUACCUCGGACCUCCGCGUUAGGCUUGAUUCGACAUCAGCUGAGACGACAAAGCGAUGCAAGCGCCUGGAUGAUAUGUGUGAUGACCUGGAAGAUUUCUACAGCCAGCUACAGGACCUAGAUCAGUGGCUCGACACCGCCAUCGAACGCUCCGAGGAUCUUAAGACUGCACAUGAUGGUGUUGAUGUUCAGUAUAGUAACUUCAAGGAGUUCAUUGAAGAGCUACAAGGGAAGGAAGAGGAGCUGGCAAAGGUCAUCAAGAUGGCUGACAACUUCAAAGAUCAGGCACAGGAAUUCGAAAAAGAAGCAGAGACUUUCAGAAAGCGCCUUCAGUUUAUGCCUCCAAUACAAGAAGAAGGAGAUAGUCAGGUUAUUGAUGAAGAGAUGGAAUCACUAGAGUCUAAGUUCAAAGAUAUCUCUAGAGAUUGCGCUAAACAUCUUGACAAACUGACAGGGCUUGCCAAGCAUAAGAAGACAUUUGAUGAUGUACUUGAGAAGCUGGGGAAUAUCUAUCCCAAUAUUGAGCAGAAGCUGGGCAAUAUCGAAGAGGAAAACUUUGGUAAAGAUGCGGAGGAAGAUAAACAAAAUUAUGCACAGUUGAAAGACCUGAAAGCUGACUUGAUUGGACAAGAAAGGAAGUUGAAGGAUUUUACAAAUGCUGCUGAUAAGCUUGUGGCUGGUUUGAUGGAAAUGGGUGAAAAAGAGAAGGCUGAUGAAAUUAAGAAGAAGGUUGAAGAGAUAAGAGAGAAACAUGAUGCACUUAGUGAAGAGAUUGCUGAUAAGGAGCAGAAUUUGGACAAGGCAGUCUCUCAACAACAGAGCGUUGUAAAUAGGGUGGAAGGACUGAAAAACUGGGCAACAGAAGCUGAAAACAUGCUUGACGAUCGACCUCUUAUCAGCCUUGACAAAGAUAAACUCAAUCAACAGCUGCAGGAUCAGAGGGUUAUGAAUGCUGAAAUUGAAACCAACAAAGGGUUGGUGGAAAGACUAAGCCAAGAAGCAGCAAACACUUCAUCUGCUCAAGAUGCUACAGAGGCUUUAGCUGAUCUGAGUGAGUUUAUGUCAGACCUGGAGAAGAAGGCUGAAAUGCGGACUUUUGAGCUGGAAGAAGUUAUGUCAAGUAUCAAUGAUAUUGAUGCUUUGAUGGGAAAUGUGGAUGGAUGGGUCACUGAAGCAAUAAAGUCACUGAAGAACAAACCUAAAGGCACCACACAGAAAGCCCUGAAGGCCAAAGUGGACACCCUUUACUCGGAAAAACGUGAGCACGAGUUUGACAUGGAGAAUCUCCGUAACACAUCACGGAAACUGAUGGACGAUGAUAAUGUGUGUGACCAGUUCGUGAUGAAGGAAGGGUUAUCAGAAGUGGAGUCAAAAUGGCAUGAACUGACGGAGCUGCUGGUGCAACAAGUUUCAUUGGAGGCCCUUACCGAGGUUGAUGGCAUGUUGCGUUAUCUGGACAAGGCAGAGAAUGACAUCAACACGGCUGAACCAAUCAGCAUUGAGCCUGAAACAUUGGGUGUGCAAUUGAAAGAAAACUUGUCAUUCAAUGCUGACCUCAAUGACAAACGCAAUGCAGUCAAGGACAUCAUUAACAAGUGUAACAAGAUGUUACGUGAGACGACAAACUCACAGACAGAUGAAAUAAAGAGCAGACUAGAAGACAUCAAGUCACAGGCUGACAUAGUGUGCCAAUUAAGUGCAGACCGCCUCCAGCAGUUGGAAGCUGCCCUCCCAUUGGCUACGUCAUUCAGUGAGAGCCAGGCGGAGGUAUCUGGUUGGCUGGAUGAGAUGGAGGCGGAGCUUAAGACUCAAGGGUCGCCUGGGGAUUCCCUGGAACAGGUCAAGAAACAGCAUGAGAGUUUAAAGACUACACAGCAGAUCAUAGAUGACCGCAAACCUUUCAUAGACGACCUGAACGCCACUGGCCUGGAGUUGAUGGAACUGUGUGGUGACAGUGACGCCAGCGAGAUACAGAACAAGCUCGUUAACGUGAACGACAGGUUCGUCAAGCUGAAGAGCCAAGCUAGGAAUAAACUACGGGAUAUGACAGAUGUACGACAAAAUAUGACGCAAGAGGUCUCGGACGGCCUAGAUUACCUGCUAGAAGACCUAUCAGGCCUGAAUCGCCUUAUCGUUAAUGCUGACCCAAUUUCCGCCAACCCUGACAAACUGAAAGACGAUCUUGAAGAGAAUAGGAUCAUUAUGGAGGAGUUGGAAAGGUCCAAGCCACACAUUCAUAGGGCCAUAGAAGGGGCCAAGAAGGUUGUGGCUCAAGGCAGUGAGGAUGAAAUUGAAGCUGAUGACAUAAAACAGAAGAUCUCCGAGCUUAAUGGCUUAGCCAAUGAUAUCGCAGAUGGGGCCGCUGGGCGAGAGACGGCCCUGCAGGAAGCCCUUGAUGUGGCUGACCGGUUCCAUGACCUUUGUGGAGAGGUCAUGACCUCUUUACGUGACCUCAAGGACAACAUGAUAUCCCAGGAGCCGCCAGGGGUCGACCCACAGACAGUGAAGGAACAACAAAAGGAGCUUAAGGAGCUAAGAAAGGAGCUAGGCAAAAGCCGCCUGUCUUUGGACGAAUGUCGCCAGAAGGGUGAACAGCUGGGUGGACUUGUGGGCGACCCUGGACUCAUAGAGAUACGUAAACAGCUAGAGGACAUACACAACCUGGCUGACGAUGUUCAUGACAUUGCUAAGGAGAGAGAAGAAGAUUUGAGGGUGGCGCUUGGACAUGCUGAUAGAUUCCAGCAACUUCAGGAGGCAAUAGACGAGUGGCUGCCAUCAUCUCAGCACAAGCUUGCCAACAUGAAUGCUGUAUCACCGGACGUGGACACGCUGGGACAACAGAUUGAGGAGCUGAAGUCAUUCAAAGCCUCCAUUCACCCUCAUGUUACUGAGAUUCAGCAACUUAACCAAGAGUUAUCUGCCCUCAAAGACAUGUCACAUGUUGCCGCGGAAACCCUUCAACGUCCUGUUGAUGCUAUCAAUACCAAAUGGGCAGAGAUUAUUCAAGCAAUUUCUGAACGCGAGGUUAUGGGGCACUUAAAACUGGCUAACCUACAGGAAAUGCAGUGCCAGGUCGGGGACAUCGAGCGUGCAAUGGUAGAGGUCACUUCCUCUUUGGAGAAUGCCAUGACGGAACUAAACCUUAUGGACAUCAUCACUGGCGAUACCAAAUGUCUGGAGAAACACCUAAAGAAACUCAAUCUCCUUCAAUCAGAUGUGAAGGGCAAGGAGAGGGCAUCACGAAAACUGAACAAGGCCCUGGAAGAUGUCUUAUCCAAGGGCGAAGGGGACAGUCCUCACAUGAGAGAAGUUCAGGAAGAGAUGAAUGAAAUGUUGAGAAGGGUCCAGGCUGACUCCAGAGACAAGGAGGCAAAACUGCAGGAAAAACUCAGACAGGUGAAGAAGUAUAUUGGAGAUGUUGAUGACAUGAUCCAAUGGCUAAAUGAUCUGAGGACAGAACUCAAGUCCAACACUCCGUUUGGGGCCCUUCCUGACACAGCUAAGGUCCAGUUUGACAAGUUCAGGGAAAGACACCAACAGCUCCAGCACAGAGAAGAACCAGUGAAGACUCUCCUAGAGAAAGGCCAAGAGUUUCUUGAGGUUUGCCCACCAGAAGAUGUGCUCCAGGUGUCAGAUCGGAUGAGGAAACUGAAAGAUCUAUGGAGUGACACGAGAGACAGGGCACAGAAGAGGAAGGACAGGAUGGAUGAACACCUGUUGAACAUAGAUGAGUUCCACGGGAUUCUGAAGAACUUCACAGACUGGCUUAACAAUGCUGAGAUCAAGAUGAGGGGCUUCAAGUACCCCAGCAAACUUGUGCCCAAGAUUCUCAAACAGAUGGAGGACCAUUCAUCUCUGAAAACGGAGCUAGACUCACAGAUUGAGAAGAUGCACAGCCUUGAUCGAACAGGGACCUACCUGAAACAUUUCGGCCGCAAACAGGACACCAUCUAUAUCAAGAAUCUCCUUGUUGGCAUCAAACUCAGGUGGAAGAAACUUCACAGGCGAACGGACGAACGGGGAAGACUGUUCAAGCAUGCUUUUAAGGAAGAUAAGAGGUUCUAUGAUGCCUGGAAGGCACUCUGUGAUUGGCUGGAUGAGAGUGCACCCAAGCUUACAAGAUUUAUGUCCCCUGGAUAUGCUUCGAAACAAGAUGUGGAUGAAUUGAAGGAUGAGGAGGGCAAGGAUGUAGAGCGUUUCCAACACCAACUAGCAGCGAAACAUCCGGCAUUCUAUUCCGCGUCUCGUCUCGGUCGUAACCUCAAGGACCGGUGCACGAAAACGGACCCAGAACGCGAGGAGCUCCAACAGAUGCUCGAUGACCUGAAAAAUAAAUGGAAUUCUGUUCGUUCCGUGGUCUCAAAAAGUCAAAACAAGCUGGACGAAGCGUUGUUGACGUCGGGGCGAGUGGCCGAUGCCCUCAGCUCCAUGCUGGAAUGGUUGAGCAAGGUCCAAGCCAGCCUCGGGGAAGAACAGCCAAUACUGGGUGACCUUGACACUGUCAGCAUGCUUAUAGAACAACACAAGGCCUUACAGCAGGAGUUAUCUGCUAGAGAACAGACAGUUGCUGCCAUGAAGGCUUCUGGAAACUUGCCCCCAGUACAACUUGAGGAGCUGAACACACUGUGGGACUCCGUUAACAUGCUGGCGGAUGUCAGGGAAAGCAAACUUAAAGAAUCUCUACAACUGGCUGAAGAGUUCCAGUCUGUUGUCCAGGUGAUGAGGGAAUUCCUGCCCCAAGCUGAGGCUGAACUUAAGUUUAAGGCCUUGCCUGAGGAUGAGGUGGCCAUUAUACAGCUUAUAGAGAAACAUGAGAAAUUUCAAGCAGAACUACGUGGUCACCAAGACAACGUAGACAAAAUCAAGAUGCUUGCGGAAGAAAUUCUGCUAAACUGCCACCCUAACGCCAUCCGGUUCGUGAAAUACUACCUGACCAUCACACAGACGCGAUGGGACCAAUUAUUACAGAGGGCCAAAUCUAGGGAACAGCGAUUACAAGAAGCUCUCAGAGGGAUUCAGGGCAACGCUGCCUUGGUUGAGGAAUUACUAUCUUGGCUCACAGAAGCACAGGUGCUACUGGUUACCAAAGAAAAGGACCCUAUUCCCGAUGACCUGAGUGUGGUGGAGACCCUGUGUAAGGAGCAUUCAGAGUUUCACGAGGAUAUCAAUUUGAAGAAUGCUGAUGUAGAGAGACUCACAAAAAUACUACAGCAUGAACCCAAGUCCCCCGGAGGGCCACGGGCAUUUGGAAGUCACUCAAGACUCAAUGAAAUUGACACACACAACCCGCGCGUAAUUGCCUUACAAAACAGAUGGCGAAUGGUGUGGAGAAUGUCCGUCGACAGAAAGAAAAAUCUUGACGAUGCGUUGGACACGUUAAUGGAAAUGGAAAGCAUUAAAAACUUUGACUUUGAAUUGUGGAAGGUUAGAUAUUUAAAGUGGAUACAAGCCAAGAAAAUGCGGAUUACAGAUUUCUUCCGUCGCCAGGAUAAGGAUGGGGAUGGAUUCUUGUCACGUGACGAGUUCGUGAAUGGAAUGUUACAAUCAGGGUUCAAAACCAACAAGACAGAGUUAAACGCAGUGUUCGAUAUAUUUGAACGAGAAAACAGGGACUUUAUAGAAUACCAGGAGUUUAUAGAAGCCAUGAAAAAGAAAAGACAUCAAAAAGAGAGAAUUAAGGGCAGUAACAAAAUGAUGUCAGACACAGAGUUAAUACAUGAUGAAAUUGACCGAGAGGUGGCUCUGUGUUCCUGUCGUAGCCCCCUCAGGGUGGAGAUGGUGGAUGAAGGGAAAUAUAGGUUUGGAGAGAAGAGCGCUAUACGGCUUGUACGAUUCUUAAACUCGACUGUGAUGGUGCGAGUGGGUGGGGGUUGGAUCACGUUAGAAGAGUUUCUAGAAAAUAACGACCCUUGUCGAGCAAGAGGAAGAACAAAUUUUGAUCUCAGGAAGACACUUGGCGGGGCGGAAACCCCCACAUCCCCUAACGGAAACUCAACUUUCCGGUCACGCUCCGGGAGCGGGACUUAUGGGUAUAAGUCUCGCCCCAGCGAUCAUGGUUACGCUUCGUCGGUUUCAUCAGCGGGAAGUUCCGGAGAUUCUUCACUGCGGAGGAGUAAACAGAUGACCUCGUCCAUGGUUAACCUCUCUGGCAACUCUAAAUCUAACUUUGUGAACUCGUUGAGAAAACACCCUGACUUUGGUUCCUCUGGUAGUCUUACGCGGUCAAAGCGUCUUAGUAGUUCAUCUUCAAACAUCACGACACCGACGAAACCACGCACCCCGUCUAAUUCGGGAACCCCCACACCCCGAUAUAUGUCUCCACGGCAACCCUUCGGUCGUUCAACCACGCCAACCCCGACUACAGCAUUUGGUCGAUCAACGACCCCAACACCUCCAAGGUCAUCCGGGACACCUCGGGCAUCAUCUACGCCCAAAGCUCCUCGGUCUGGUAGACAGACACCCACUGCCGGGGGUAGAGCUACCCCUACAGCAAGUGGACGAACAACACCCACAAUGUCAAAUGGAUCUAGGAGAUUACCAACAACUCCAAAACCUAAAGUAUAGUGAUAAUAAGCUUGCAAAGUGCAUGGUUUUAUCUACAGUACAGACAGUGUCUUAAUUGGAGGUUGAAGUGGUGGUUCAAGAAUGUGGCAGCCAAACAGCGAUAUUGUAUAACAGCAAGUACAGCUGAUUCUUAUUGGCUGAAACUGUCAUGUUUUGGUCCAUUCAGAAACAAGAUGGGAAUUCAAAAAGUGGCAAAGUUCAAGCCAUCAUACAAGACAAGCUUUAAAGUUAACCAUGGUGCUUGCUUAGUGAAUUUCACAAACUGGAAUGGUAAUGGAUACCGUAAAACUGGUAUUACAUCAUUAAGUGUUCAGUGUUUUCCUGAAUAUAUUUUUAAAAUAAUAUGUUCAGGAAUGUUUUCCUAAACAUUGAUUCAGUUAAAAAAUUUGUAUUCUUUAAUGUUUUUCUAGACCAGGAAUAUUUUCUGAACAUAUUUAAGUUCAGGAAUGUUUUUUGCUUAAACUAAGUUUUGUUCAGAAUGUUUUUCCUAAACUAAGAUUUUGUCAGAAAUUCUUAUUUUUGAUUAUUUACUUUAUCAAAGAGUAUAAAACUAGAAAUAUUUGUAUAAUGAAUUACUUUAAUGGUCUGGGGCUGUAUUCAAUAUAAAUCUUAUCCUUAUCCUUAGACAUGCCUCAGUGAUUCAAUUCAGCCUUUUGGUCAGCUAAAUAAACAGGCCAAUCAAAACACUUAGUUUCUAAUCUUAAACUUAAGUUCAAUCUAAGGUGUGUAUCAAUAUUGAUCUUAAUUGGAUUUAAGAACGAUGUAGCUAAUCGGAUUACUUGUUAUUAAAACUGACCACUAGUGUGAAUGACGUCUAUGAUGUAUGACCGUAAGAUUUACUUAAGUUUUACUUAAGUCGUAUAUUGCAUACCGCUCCAGGUGUCUGACCACAAUAAAAUUUAAUAUUUCAUUGACACAAUAGUGUUAUGGAAUUAUGGAAGAUAAUUGUAUUGUAUUCAUAGAAACUAUGGCCAGUGUAUCUAGAAUCUUAUGUAUGCAGAAGAUCCUUCAUUAGAUGCUUUUCAUUUUUAUUGUGUGUGUUUUCUAAAACAUACAUCAAGUACUUUGGUAAAACAUGUUUACGCCACAUGCAGGAUAUUGUUCAUAUUAUCAUACAAUACUCUGAAGGUGUUGGAGCAAUGCAAGAAAAUGAACAAAAAUUAACUCACUGUCGAACCUUGUUGGCUUGAACUCCCAGGGACUGGCCAGGGACACCCAGAGCCUCGGAAAAUUCAAGCCAAGUGGGAAUGUUUACCUUCAGUACAAUGAAAUCUGUCAUACAGUUCGAGCCAACGGGAAUUUCAAGCCAUUGGCAAGUUCCAGCCAAUGGGGUUUGACUGUAUAUUAAUUUAUGGAAGAAGAUUUUUACUUGUUGUCAUUGUCCAAUAACGUUCACUUUGACCAUAACUCAAAAAGCGUUCAAGAUAUUGAAAUACAAACUUGGUACAUAUGUUUCAAGAGUCAAUAAGCUUAUGAUUAUCAUUAGAAAGGCCCAUAAAAUGUAUAUAUAAGCAUUAAUAACGGUUAAUCAAUUCAGCUCUGUUUAACUGAAGAAAAGGUUUUCAUUCGCUUUAUUGCUUGUUUUUGUCUGAUAACCUUGAUGUUAUGAUUCAAAAUUAUAGAUUUUUUCUGACUUAAACAUUCCAUUGCAUUUUGUCUUUCAUGAAGAUUUCAACAUGAACGAAAACUGCCAUAGAUUAGACUCGACAUUCCAUCAUUGUUUCAACAGGCUCAUAAUGUCUCUACUGGUUGUGUUAAGCUUUAUUUAUUUACAGAUCUUAAUUAUACUGUUGUCCCUUCAGUUUUGUAGCGAGUUUUUGGACUUAGAAAUGUCUCAUGGUUGUGUUUCUUAAGUUUGUGUCUCAUUAUGGGAUUUUGAGAUGGAAGUUAGAAAACAUUGAUUUGGAGUAAAGUUCACUGUAAUUGUACCCAGAAUUAAUCAAACUAUAAAAUAAAAUGUAAUAAUAGUCAUUUUUUCAAAAAAAAUAUGACUUCGGUUAAAACACUGAUUUGACACUUAUUUGAUCUCUUGGUGUCAUUAAAGCUGCAUUCUCACAGAUGGACCAUUUCGAUAACUUUUUAAUAUUUUGUCUUAGAAUGAGACCAUUUUUGCAUUAAUGUCUGAGGACCAGUGAUAUAAUACUGCUGACAAAGGAUCAGAUGGCAGUUCUCAUAUUAAAGUUCGAAAAAUUGAUGUUUUAUGCCGAAAAAACAAACACAUUUACAUAAGGUUUAGCUAAAAAUUUUAACCACAAAACUUUUAUUUUCGAACAUAAAUAUUAAAAACUGAGAUCUGAUGUUUUGUCACCAUAUUGUUAUUGAUAAUUUUGAGGAACAGAUUUGAAAUUGAAAUUACUUGGUCAAUUUUUGCAUGUUUCAACUCCACCAUUUUCAAAUUGACCCAGUGAUCACUAUCUAAACUAUUUGUGUACAAAUUGGAUGUUAUGAAUGUUAAACCUAAGGAAUGGAUAAUCAAAUUAAUUCAUUUUGUUAACAUAUUUUUUUCUGCAGUUUACAUUAAUAUGCCUUAAAAGUGAUAUUAUGCAUUUUUGUAUAUCUUGGCUUUUUCACCUUUUAAAAUCAUUUUAUGCAAACAUAUCAUAUUUUAUUAUAGAUUUCUGCUAUACAUAUUCAUGUUUUGUAUAUAUUUAUUUGUUUUAUGCCAUAUAAACAUAUCACUGAGUUAAUUCCCUUUAAUGGUAAUUAAUUUCAUAGUUUAUUUAAAAAAAUGAUGUAAUAAUACAACUAAAUUUUUUUUCGAUGAGUUUUCAUAAACCAAGAGUUUCUAUUUAAAAGCACAGGAAUUAAGUCUAUGAAUAUUUAUAAAUAUUUGUUCAUAAUGUCAACCAUUUGAAUCCAUGUACGCUGGUAUGUUUUUGUAUAUUUCUUGUUCAACCAUGUUCAUGUAUAUUUAUAUACCGAAAUACACUAGGCUAUAGGGACUUGGAACAUUAAGAUAUGGCCGUUUUGUAUAUCGAAAUGUUAACAAUAAAAUAAAAUGUACAUUAUGCAAA
Mya arenaria is the source of this 13838-nucleotide messenger RNA. RefSeq names its product microtubule-actin cross-linking factor 1, isoforms 1/2/3/4/5-like. Bases 322 to 10824 code for a protein of 3500 amino acids. The transcript is spliced from 51 exons. The record is from RefSeq and is a predicted model, not a curated record. Gene Ontology annotation, biological process: intermediate filament cytoskeleton organization; wound healing. Gene Ontology annotation, cellular component: cytoskeleton; intermediate filament; cytoplasm. Lineage: Eukaryota; Metazoa; Mollusca; Bivalvia; Myida; Myidae. Gene Ontology annotation, molecular function: calcium ion binding; microtubule binding; structural molecule activity.